Messenger RNA from Haliaeetus leucocephalus (bald eagle), 5658 nucleotides. It is a transcript of the gene ABI2, whose product is annotated as abl-interactor 2. Gene Ontology annotation, molecular function: SH3 domain binding. The record is from RefSeq and is a predicted model, not a curated record. Gene Ontology annotation, cellular component: lamellipodium. The transcript has 10 exons. Bases 30 to 1457 code for a protein of 475 amino acids. NCBI's taxonomy places the organism in Eukaryota, Metazoa, Chordata, Aves, Accipitriformes, Accipitridae.
ACGGACGGACGGGGUGAGAGGAUGUGAAGAUGGCGGAGCUGCAGAUGCUGCUGGAGGAGGAGAUCCCGGGGGGGCGCCGGGCCCUGUUCGACAGCUACACGAACCUGGAGCGGGUGGCCGAGUACUGCGAGACCAACUACAUCCAGUCAGCAGAUAAGCAGCGAGCCCUGGAAGAAACCAAAGCCUACACAACUCAGUCAUUAGCAAGCGUAGCCUAUCUGAUCAACACUUUGGCCAACAAUGUUCUCCAAAUGCUGGAUAUCCAGGCAUCCCAACUUCGACGCAUGGAGUCUUCAAUCAACCAUAUUUCACAAACGGUGGACAUUCACAAAGAGAAAGUUGCUAGAAGAGAAAUUGGUAUCUUGACUACAAACAAAAACACCUCAAGAACUCACAAAAUCAUUGCACCAGCUAACUUGGAGCGACCAGUUCGCUACAUCAGGAAACCUAUUGAUUAUACAAUUCUAGAUGAUAUUGGACAUGGAGUGAAGGUCAGCACACAGAAUAUGAAGAUGGGUGGGCUGCCUCGUACAACACCACCCACCCAGAAGCCACCAAGUCCACCGAUGUCAGGAAAAGGAACUAUCGGGCGUCACUCUCCCUAUCGUACGUUGGAGCCAGUACGUCCUCCGGUUGUACCAAAUGACUACGUGCCUAGCCCAACACGCAAUAUGGCUCCCUCACAACAGAGCCCUGUUAGAACAGCUUCUGUGAAUCAGAGGAAUCGCACAUACAGCAGCAGUGGGAGUAGUGGAGGAAGCCACCCAAGUAGUCGGAGCAGCAGCCGAGAGAACAGUGGAAGUGGAAGUGUGGGUGUUCCUAUUGCUGUUCCCACACCGUCUCCUCCCAGUGUCUAUCCAGGUCACCCAGUUCAGUUCUACAGCAUGAACAGGCCUGCAUCUCGACAUACACCCCCAACAAUAGGGGGAUCUUUGCCAUAUCGGCGUCCUCCUUCAAUCACAUCACAGACAAGCCUUCAGAACCAGAUGAAUGGAGGACCAUUUUAUAACCAGAAUCCAGCAUCCCUUGCUCCUCCUCCCCCCUCCAUCCUACAGGUAACUCCACAGUUACCACUAAUGGGAUUUGUGGCCAGAGUUCAAGAAAACAUUUCAGACACUCCUCCCCCGCCACCACCUGUGGACGAGCCAGUGUUUGAUGAAUCUCCACCUCCACCACCACCUCCAGAAGAUUAUGAGGAGGAGGAAGCAGCUGUGGUGGAGUACAGUGAUCCAUAUGCUGAGGAGGACCCUCCUUGGGCACCAAGGACCUACUUAGAAAAGGUGGUGGCAAUCUAUGACUACACGAAGGACAAAGAAGAUGAGCUCUCCUUUCAGGAAGGUGCCAUCAUUUAUGUCAUCAAGAAAAAUGAUGACGGCUGGUAUGAGGGGGUCAUGAAUGGAGUGACGGGGCUCUUCCCAGGGAACUAUGUGGAGUCAAUCAUGCAUUACUCGGAGUGAAGACUAGAGGACAGAACACUGCAUCUCCUGCUGCAGGAGCUGUCAGGGCUUCCCAGUUCUCCAACAGCCUCUGGGGCCCCAUCCAGUGUAACCGAAUGAAGGAUAAUUGUAACGACCACUCUUUUGGGUUUGGUUCUCCCCCCCCCCCCCCCCUUAUAAAACAAUAGUGAUUUGAGUUGUUUGAACAAAUGGCUCUUCCGGCUGCCAGCAGAGGCUAUCCUGAGCCAUCUGAAGUUGAAUUAAGCUGACCCAUUCAGAUGUAACAAACUCGAGUAGCUGAUACUUUACUCGAAUUCUGACUUCUUCUGACAGGCUUUGGGAUCUGUCUCAGGAAUCCUGUGUGCCCUUGUGGUACUACCCUUGGCAGCAGUGCCUGGCGCUUGGAAUGUCCUGGAUGCUUGCAGUGAAGGGUUACUGGCCAGCGGACACCCCUCCUGUUUCUACACUACACUCCUGUGCAGCUGGAAGAACAGAUGUGUGCUAGCUACACUGGGAUUUCUACACAGAGCUGUUCCUGUAACUGACUUCCAGAUAGUUGGAUACAUCUUUAGCAUAAACACUUCUGCAGCUGCUCUGCACAUGUAGGCUGACCACAGGGGCACACAGAGCUGGCUUUCAUUCACUCACCUUUCAGUUUAGACAAUUAAGAUGGCUGCAGCCCAGAGGACCCCCACUCCUGUUUCCUCAUCUUUUGAACACCACAGAUUUGUUUUGUGUUCUGCACUGAUGUAAAUGUGCUCUUCUCUGCAGUGAGCUGGUUUAAACAGAACUCACAGGUGCCAUUGAUGGUGAAGGCAAAACAAAGUUUACAGGUCCUCCUGGGGUCUGAGGAUAAACUCUAGGGGCUGUGAUCUAAGGUUCAAAUCUACUCACACCUGCUUGCACUAGAGAAACUUACCCCCAGCUUUAGUCUUAUGCACAAUAUAACCUUAAAAAUUCAAUCAGGUAUUGUAAAUUGGCUAUUUUGUACUGGAUGACUAGAUUUGCAUAUGUACUGUGAGAGCCCUGUGCAGAGGCAGGACAAACGGCAAUUGUCGUCUUCAUGUCUGUUGCCAAAAUCUCUUCAGUGGAAGUAAAAAGGGCUGUUGUGCGUACUGGUUUCCCAUGGAAAUCCAAGCAGUAACUAGUAGUAGUCCUAGCUCUUCCCCCAGCCCUCUCCAUGGUUUAUUAUAAAGAAAUAGAUAUUUUGAGCUGUACUGGUGGAUCUGGGGUGGAGUAAUACCAAGUGAAGGCUCUGUAGCCCUGUGUGUUGAUAGUUUGCUUUUUAAUCUAGUCUCGGUUAAAAAUGCUGCACAGUGAUUCUGCCUAGCAGAUCGGUGUAAAGUGAUGGCUGUACUAGUCUGCCCUUAGGUAGGACUAAAUGUUAUCUUUGGGUAAAUGUCAUGCAUUAACAGAGUGAACUGAUUAAACCUCCUGUUGCAGUCCUGUUAGCCUGCCAAUUGAGCUGACCCUGUAUUGUGAGAGCCUCCUGGGCCAGGGCAUCUUCCCAGACAACUUUUGUCUUGUCACCUGGCCGGGUUCCAGCUGGUACCAACAGUAGCUUGUCAAAGGCAAGACAAUGCUGCAGCUGUCUUCUGAGGCCCGUGUGUAAAACAGAGCAGCGCACAAGAGAGCACUACCGGGGCUGGGUUUGUGAUGGUAUUGGCAACGGUACAGGUAAUUGACCCAAUCCCCUUGCUUGGUAAUUGGUGCAAUAUCAGGAUGGAGAUGCGGGUUUGGUGCAAACCUGGGCAGGGAGGCGCCAUAGCUGCUCAAGAGGGAGGAAAGAGGAGACAAACAGGUGAGGUGGGUUUGUGGGAUACGGAUGAAUGUGAUCACCCACUGUGAGCUUGUGGAAGAGUGCGUUAACUCAUGUGACUGAGCAUAAGGAACUAGUUUGGUUGAAGCCUACAGGAGGUACAACUUUGAAGAAACUGGUGCGAACAUAAGUUACUUCCUCCCCUGCUCAAUCCACAGCUCUGUCACCAAGACACGGUUGUCUUCUUUCUGGAAGCUGACAGCAUUACCGUUUGGGAUGAGUGUUAAUCAGAACAGAUACUCUUCUACCUUCCUCUGGGAAAAUGUUGGUCUUGCAGCAAGACUAACAGCAGCAGCUAUGUUUGGUUCCCUCAGCCCAUCAUUUCUCUGGGAGCAAGCCUAGAAAAAACACUGGUUGUGCAGUCACUGGCAUGACCGUUUCUAGUGUCAUAGGGCAGGUCUACAAUUUUUUGCACAGGGAGGUGGUGCUUGCAGCCCAGCUAGUGGCCUGGGUGAUUGAACAGCAGUAUGCACAAGCCUUUGGUGCGCACAGGGUGACUUUGUUUUCUGGGACUAUCGGAGCUUUCCUGGGUUUUUCUUGCCCUGGGUAUGUUUGUGGUAAAGACUGAGCACAGGGUGCUCAAAUGCAUCAAGUUAUGGCAGCUUAGUGAGCUAGUAAAUGAGAGCCAAACCUCUCUCCCUGUGCACCCAUGCUCCAGCUGGGAGGUCAUGCAUUAGUGAAAUGUGUAAAAGCAUGCACUUGAAUACUUCUGACAGGCGGGUGGGGAUUGUGUGUGAUACACACCCAUGUCCUUAAUCUUCAUUCAGCUGGUUGUUCAUCUUGCAAGUUUUCCGUGUUGCGAGAGCAGAGCAGUGUGAACUCUAGGAUGUGCUGAAUGCUUGCCAGAGCUCAGUACAGAAAUGAGGCUGCAAAACCUUGGAAGUGGAAUGCGUGAAGCUCCUUUAAAGAACUGGCGCUGGUCUUACGGGCCAGGGGUUAGUUUGGUCCCUGCUGAUAGCAUGUGGAAUUAUUUAUACUGCAAGAGCUGCUGUGGAUGGAAUUUUUGGGUCACCUCCUGCUGGUUUUUAUGCUUUAUUAUGCAGUACUGAUGUAAAGAAAUUUGUUGAGUUUUAUGCAUAUUUUUUAUUUUGUACAGAUUUUAAUUUUGUGGCUCAUUCGGGGAUGAUGUGAUGUAAUGGUCAUAGACGAGGCCAAGGUAAACAGUCUUUGUAUAUUAAUGUUACACAGAUUGCAUGCUAGUGAAGUCAGUGAGGGUUGUGUUUCCAGUUUUGUCCCAUGUACUUCUCCUUCUCCAAAACCUACUCCUCCCACCCCUUUUUAAUUUACAUGUUUACUUUAAAAGGGGUGGAGAAUGGGGCUGCGAAGAAACACCUCAGUAUUUCAAGUAGAUGCACAACAUCUCUUCACUGAGUUCUGCUGCCACAGCUGAAGGUGUUCGGCAUCACAGGCUGUUGAAUCAGCAGUGUGUAUGCAUGAGAGAGAGGUGGGGGAAGGAGACACUCCAGAAUAGCCCAAAGAGUGCUGCUGUAUGGCCAGAAUGAGUAUGUUUCUCCCUUUGUGAGAGCUGCCUUAGCCCAGCCAGCUGUUUUCACUGUGCACAGAAAUCAGUCAGCAUCCUCUAGUGGUGUAGUUUUGCCUUGGUUUGCUGUAUCAGAGAUUUCUUCCUUGCUUUUGGCCCCAGGUACAAAGCUAUUAACUACAGCUGCCUCUCCACCAUGUGCCUGUGUGAGAAGAGGUCCAACCAAGUCUGUCCCCAUCUAGUGCUGAAGCGGGUUAUUUUGGUGCCUUCCAGCCUAAGAGAGACGGCUGAGGUUGCAUGUGUCUCACCCAUCUCUCCCCUCCACCUCCUUUCUCCCUCCCCCCCCCCAAAAUUGAUGUUGUUUAUCUCGCUGGCUGUUGCAGCAGAGGGCUGAGAGGGGCAGGAGGGGCCAGCAGCAAAUUUUAUGCUUGAAGAUCCUGAUGGUGUGCCUGAAGACUUGCUGCCUUGACUGGUGAGACACAGGCAGACACUGAUGUGCUGAAGAACCAUUGGUCUCACUGGAGGAUAAGAAAGAGGUGUGGCAUGACUCUGGGGUAGAUGGCAGAGCUUGGUGUGUGUUACCAGGAGGCUGACCACGUUCCUGGGACUUGGCUUGUCCUUGUGAUUAGUUGAGUUGGGUGUUCUGAAAGUGGCUGGAGAUUGCUGCUGGUUUGAACCACAGCUCCCCAGUGGUCUGUGGCUGGGUGGCUUACCAGUGGGUGCCAGGAAGGCUUAGACCCAGCUAGUUCUUGCUAGAGCAGUUUGUUCUCCUUUCACAGCUCCUGGGCCUUUUCUUUCUUUGCUGCCAAGGGUUCUUGGUGACAGCCAAAGAUGACACUGGCAGCAAUGCAGCUUCUGAAAAGUGGCACGUCUAUCAUCUAAGGUGUUUCAGUUGAUCAUGAAGAGAAAGCGACGCAGCAGGA